Molecule: messenger RNA, 1236 nt
Organism: Athene cunicularia (burrowing owl)
Lineage: Eukaryota; Metazoa; Chordata; Aves; Strigiformes; Strigidae
Gene: DNAJC17
Product: DnaJ heat shock protein family (Hsp40) member C17
Exons: 10
Coding region: 99-1151 (350 amino acids)
Biological process (GO): spliceosomal complex disassembly
Cellular component (GO): spliceosomal complex
Molecular function (GO): RNA binding
Source: RefSeq, a predicted model, not a curated record
UUAAACUAGUCUGCUUUAGCUUUCAGUUUGAGGGAUAGUGGAGCUAUCGCACACCAAAAUGGUCUUUAUUUUCUGUCAGGCCUGGGGGACAUCUAGUCAUGCAAAUGAAUGCUGGUUCAGCCACAGCCUUCUACUUAUGCUGUAUGUUAAGCAACACCACCAACAAAAACAACCAAAUAAACCCUCUGAAUAGUAAUUAUUUGUUUCUGCAGUGGUUUGUUUUUUUCCAAGUUGCUUUUCUCAACACAGACGAAACAGCACCAACCAGUAAAUCUCAAUUCUGGCUCUUGCAGGUUAAGAAAGCGUACCGGCAGAAGGCCCUGACUUGUCACCCAGAUAAGAACCCGGACAAUCCCAGAGCAGCGGAAGUCUUCCACCAACUGUCUCAGGCCUUAGCCGUGCUAACAGAUGCAGCAGCGAGGGCGGCGUAUGACAGAGUGAGAAAGGCAAAGAAGCAGGCUGCAGAAAGGACACAAAAACUUGAUGAGAAGCGAAAGAAAGUAAAGCUUGAUCUUGAAGCCAGAGAGCGAGAAGCCCAGACCCGUGAGAGUGAAGAGGAGGAGAUCAGGAUAACAAGAACAUUAGAACAAGAAAUAAUACGCCUGCGUGAAGAAGGUUCCCGUCAGCUUGAGGAGCAGCAGAGACUCAUUCAGGAACAGAUCCGGCUGGAAAGGGAGCAGCAUGUCCAAGGCAGGCAAGAAAGCAAUGGAGCAGAAGGCAAAAUAACUCCUAAACUCAAACUCAAAUGGAAAUGCGGGAAAGAAGAUGAGACAAGAGGGGGAUACUCAAAAGACGUUCUGUUGCAGAUCCUGCAAAAGUAUGGCGAUGUGCUCAAUUUGUUGAUCUCCAGCAGGAAGACAGGGAGUGCAGUUGUGGAAUUUGCUACGGUUAAGGCUGCUGAGAUGGCUGUGAAGAAUGAAGUUGGCCUGAUAAAUAAUCCUCUGAAGAUUUCCUGGUUGGAGGGCCAGCCCCGGAACAAUCCCAGUUCUGUCCUUUCUGACAGCACUAGUCAGCCUAGGACUUCACAGGCCUCAGUGGUGUCGGAGCGGGAUUACGAGAGCCUGGUGAUGAUGCGGCUGCGCCAGGCAGCAGAGAGGCAGCAGCUGAUCGAGCAGCUCAAGCAGGAGGAUGAGGAGGGGUCUCACACCUAGCCUGAGAGAGGAUGGAUUCUCCCCACCCCAUCAUUCUUCGUUUCCAACGCUCACUCUUAAUUUAAGUCAAUAAACCUCCUUUUUU